AUGUGUCUGUUGGACCAAGAAGAAAAGGAGGCGAGAAAGUUGCCGGAAACAUCUCCGGCCACCCCAUUUUCGUCGACAGAUUCUGUAGCUGUUUUGGAGAAAUCACCAAGAGUGGGAGGAGAUCGAUCAAGAGGUGGACUCACCUUACUACCUGCAUGGGGACCCUAUUUCCCUGCUCCACCGGCCGUAGGAAUGCCAAUAUUGAUUGAGGACAGCGAGCCCGAGGAGGAUCCUACCGAGGAUCUGGAAGAGAUGGAACAUGAGCUUGAGGAGGAUCCUAUCGAGGAUCCGAAGGAUAUGGAACAGGAGCUCGAAGAAGAAAGGGAGCCCGAGGCAUACGAGUCCAUAGGAGAUGUGACCCCCAUGAAGGAAGAAGAACAUGUUGCGUCACCAACACCUCUCUCUUACUACUUAGGUUCAGGGAUACCUCGCAAUCGGAAACACACACAAAAGACCAUUCCCAUGUGUGGAGGCGUCAAGAAGAAGAAUCCUAGGAUGCGAGUCCACAGUUUUCCGAGUCUCACAGAGAACUUUCACCAGUACCAUGCUGCCCUUGUCGAGCCGGCACUAAACCCUAUGUCUGAAGCCUCUCGUGCGACUCAGGAGAGGAGGAUGCAAGAUCCUGCCUGGAUAACUGACGUUGUGAAUGAAUGGGUCCAAGACCAGGAAGGAACCCAUCGGUUCAAAGUAGGGUAA
Lactuca virosa is the source of this 696-nucleotide messenger RNA. The record is from the annotation of a GenBank genome assembly. NCBI's taxonomy places the organism in Eukaryota, Viridiplantae, Streptophyta, Magnoliopsida, Asterales, Asteraceae.